This is a messenger RNA of Trichoderma aggressivum f. europaeum, 1242 nucleotides long. RefSeq lists its product as uncharacterized. Lineage: Eukaryota; Fungi; Ascomycota; Sordariomycetes; Hypocreales; Hypocreaceae. Bases 1 to 1242 code for a protein of 413 amino acids. The transcript is spliced from 4 exons. Gene Ontology annotation, molecular function: hydrolase activity, acting on carbon-nitrogen (but not peptide) bonds, in linear amides. The record is from RefSeq and is a predicted model, not a curated record.
AUGCCCGGCAAGAUUCGAACCGCACAAACCGUCUCCCUUGACAUCCCAGCUGCAGAGCAACCGGGAUUGCAUAAUCGAUGGCAUCCCGAUGUUCCGACAAUUGGCAGCAUCGAGCCUGGAGAGACUGUCAAAAUCGAGUGUGUCGACUGGACCGGCGGCCAGAUCGGGAAUAACGACAGUGCUGAGGAUGUACGCACCGUGGAUCUGACCAAGAUUCACUACUUGACUGGCCCAUUCGAAAUCAAGGGCGCCGAGCCAGGCGACUUGCUGGUUGUAAACAUUACCGAUGUCCAGCCGUUUGAGGACUCGCCAUGGGGAUUUACAGGCAUCUUUGAUCGCAAGAAUGGCGGUGGGUUUCUGGACGAGCAUUACCCAAAGGCUGCCAAGGCGAUCUGGGACUUUGACGGCAUAUAUUGCACCAGCAGACACAUUCCCGGAGUGCGGUUCGCGGGCCUGAUUCACCCCGGGAUCCUUGGGUGUGCCCCGUCGCACGAGGUUUUGGCCGAAUGGAACCGCCGCGAAGCUGAUCUCAUCUCAACAUGCGUCCAUAGUCAUCCCGAGAAAGUAGUUGCUCAACCACCACUUGCGGUGAAUGCGCACGCCGGCCAAGCCACUGGAGAUCUCAAAGCGAAGAUUGCUCGUGAAGGAGCCAGGACCAUUCCCGGACGGCCAGAGCACGGAGGAAACGUGGACAUCAACAACAUCUCGAGAGGAUCGACGACGUACCUUCCAGUACACGUCCCAGGCGCAAAGUUCUCAGUUGGCGAUCUCCAUUUUAGCCAGGGCGAUGGCGAGAUUAGCUUCUGCGGUGCGAUUGAGAUCGCAGGAACCAUCACCAUCAAGUUCGACCUCAUCAAGAACGGCGUCCAAUCGCGAGCCAUCAAGAGCCCCGUGUUCCGGCCCGGCGAUGUAGCCCCUAAUUUCGGCCCUGGCCGAUACCUGACGUUUGAGGGCUUCUCCGUCGACGAGAAUGGCAAGCAGCACUUUCUGGAUGCAACGGUAGCCUAUCGACAGGCCUGUCUCCGUGCAAUUGAGUACCUCAAGCAGUUUGGAUACUCUGGAGAGCAAAUCUAUCUUCUGCUAUCGUGCGCCCCGAUCAAAGGCUCCAUCGCGGGCAUUGUAGACGUUCCGAAUGUCUGCACAACAUUAGGGAUUCCCAUGGACAUAUUCGACUUUGACAUUUCCGUCGAAGCCGUGCCGAGGAAGCGAGACCUUGGAUCUUGCCCCAUUUCAAGCGUGUAA